GUCGGCCUGGCCUGCACUUUCCCGGAGACGGGCUGAACUUACUUCGACGAAAGCCCAAUUACUCUAUUAACCCUAAUACCCAGUUCUUAUCUUAUCUCAGCUGCCAUACCAACCCUGCAGCAACGUCUAACGAAGAGCUUCAUACCCUCUCUCUGAAAGACGCCGCCUUUCUGAGUUUUCCGUCCCUUUAAAUCAUCCAAAAAUGGCUACUCAGAUGAGCAAGAAGCGAAAGUUUGUCGCCGAUGGAGUUUUCUUCGCGGAACUUAAUGAGGUUUUGACGCGAGAGCUUGCUGAGGAUGGAUACUCCGGAGUCGAGGUCAGAGUCACUCCCGUCAGGACAGAGAUCAUUAUACGCGCCACUCGUACUCAGAAUGUUCUAGGUGAGAAAGGAAGGAGAAUUAGGGAACUGACAUCACUGGUCCAGAAACGGUUCAAGUUUGAGGAGAACACUGUGGAGCUGUAUGCUGAAAAGGUGCAAGAUAGGGGUCUUUGUGCCAUUGCUCAGGCGGAGUCCCUUCGCUACAAACUUCUUGGUGGUCUUGCUGUUAGGAGGGCAUGCUAUGGUGUCCUGCGAUUUGUUAUGGAAAGUGGAGCAAAGGGUUGUGAGGUAAUUGUCAGUGGAAAGCUGAGAGCUCAGCGUGCUAAAUCUAUGAAAUUCAAAGAUGGUUACAUGAUUUCUUCGGGUCAACCUGUGAAGGAAUACAUCGACACUGCUGUGAGACACAUUCUAAUGAGACAGGGAGUUUUGGGCAUAAAGGUAAAGAUCAUGCUUGGGCAUGACCCUGAGGGAAAGACUGGGCCAAAGUGUCCACUUCCAGAUCUUGUCACUAUUCAUCCUCUUAAGAAUGAGGAAGAAACCACCCCAAAGCCUCAUGUUCCCACAAUGGCAGUAGUGCCAACCACUGAUAUUGAAGUUCCAGUUAUGUAGGUCUAUCAACUGAUAUUGAAGUUCCAGUUAUAGGUCUAUCAACUGUCAGAGCUGUGUGCUUACCUUAUAUGAUAUAUAAGGUACUACUUCUAUAAUUAUAUUUUGGCACGCAUCAUCUUUGUAUAAUUAUAUUUAUAGUAGUUUUUUGGUUAAAACACUUUUCUUCCCGGACAUGAAAUAUGAGAGGUCUCUGCUGAGGAGUAGAUUUUCAACUCGGUGUGUUCUCAUGAUGGAUGAUGAAAUGUAAUUUCAGUUUGUUUCUUGGAAACAAUUCUAAGAUGCGUGCUAAGAAAAUUUUGUUCUUUUAAAUGUUUCCAACUCUAUUGCGUGUUGAUGUUUCUGUCAUCGAAGAGUUUUUAUUCUAAAUGAUCUCCCCCAAUUGCAUUACUUGCUAUGUG
Messenger RNA from Cuscuta europaea, 1326 nucleotides. The record is from the annotation of a GenBank genome assembly. NCBI's taxonomy places the organism in Eukaryota, Viridiplantae, Streptophyta, Magnoliopsida, Solanales, Convolvulaceae.